AUGAAACAUGCAGAUAUUUUGGACCAGUAUGAAAUGAACAUGGCUGAUGGAAAUAUAACACCUGACGUUCUAGAACAUUUAUCUCAAAGAACUACACAGAACCAUAGAGAUGGUAUAUUUGGUGAAGAGUUUAGAAAGAAAGUUAGGGAGAUAGAAGGAAGAGAACCUAUUGUACAUGACCUUGCAAACGAAAGUUUACAAAAUGUCAUAAAAACUUACUUUGCAGACAAUGAACUGAGAAGGGAUGAAUAUUUAAGAAAACUCAAAUGGACAGUACCAAAUGAAAUGUUAGUAUUGAAAAACAUGUUCCUUGACAAAAUAAAACCAACUACAGAAAUAAAUGACGCAAGACUGAAACAUUGGGUAAAAGCUUUCCCAUUCACAAAAGAUAUUAUUGGUAACAUGGAAAGAAAACCAGAAUGGCUACAAAAACAUAUAUUUGGAAACGAGCUUAUUCCAUAUGGACAAGCUCUGUUUGAAGAGCUUGAACCGGAAACUCAGGAAAGAGUCAUGCAAACAAUACGCGAAGACUCAAAUACAAACUAUGACAAAAUCUUUCUAGGAUAUAGGUUACCUGAGAUGGGCGACCAGAGCCCAAAGGCAAAAAGGACAUGGGAAAUUUACAACAUACUAGGUGAACAUGAGGCAAAGAUGCAACAACUUGAAGCAGAGGGCAAGUUACCAAAAGCGACACCAAAGAAGAAGAGAAGAGUAG
Molecule: messenger RNA, 715 nt
Organism: Trichomonas vaginalis G3
Lineage: Eukaryota; Parabasalia; Trichomonadida; Trichomonadidae
Product: protein of unknown function, DUF4106 family
Exons: 1
Source: RefSeq, a predicted model, not a curated record